AACUUUAGUACAUGUCACAGAAUUUGUUAUCUGCGAGGUAUUUUAGUGAUAAAAGUGAACUAUAAACAGAAAAAAUGGAUAAUAAACCGUCACUGAGUCAAUAUUUCGGUGAUAAGGAAGUACCACCCGCGUCCCAGUUUUUCGACGAAAUCGGGACGUCGCCAUCGGAUAUGGUACAAAGCAUUUACUUGGGCGAGCCCGAAGGUAAUCAAACGACGACAAAUAAUCUUUUUCCUCAAAAUAUGUCGGUUUCAUUUACACAACAUAAGACGUCAGAGGAGAUGACUUUUACAAAUGUUUUGCCUACUGUGAGUGGGUCUACUGCGGUGCCGGCGGCGAGUUUACCAGAUCCGUCAACAUUCUUCGACACUAUAGGCCCUGAGCCACAGAUUGUACCAACAAAAACCAGUAUUGCUAGCCCAACAGUACUUGCUGAAGCCAUGGAAGGACUGAGCAUCAAAAACCAGCCUGUAGAUAAGGAAGCAGACAGGAGAAGAGAUGCCUGGAUACCAAAUGAUGAAGCCAAGAAAACAUUGAUGAAGGCCCAAUCUUCACCCAAAGGCUCAUUCUUCCCUGAGAGAGAAGUUCUAACAAUGCCAGGAUUGAUACUCGAAGAAGAAUUAGCUGAUGCACUUCAAGAAGUAGCAGUGAAGUAUCUAGGAGUAAGUUCAGCCGGUAGCCGAGGAGUGGUGAGGGCUGAACAUGUGAGUCGUGACGAAGCCGGGCUGAGGGAACUACUACGCACUGGAUACUUAAGGGCAGCUAUCAACCUCACUCAUGUACUCAUCAGUGCUGCUGGACAAGGUGUAGGUCGCAUGCAUCGUCCCACAAAACAUACGCCGCGCUCCCUACAACUCUGGCUGACCAGGUUCGCAGUCAUGUUGAGGAUCAAGCUGACUGACCCGUUAUUGAAGGAGGCCGAGCCUUUUGGGGAUUUCAGCAAGCCUGAUAUGUUUUAUGAGUUCUACCCAGAUACGUACGACAAUCGCACCGGUAGUCUCGUGCCAUUCUCUCUGCGAUUAUUAGUCGCAGAGCUGCCGGCCCAUGUCGGGAAACCAGAUGAAGCUGUCGACAGACUGUAUGCUAUGUUGGAUGUUAUACAAACGAUGCUAUCAAACCUCCGUGAAGGUAAGACAGAAGAUGGAUCAGCGACGAUAACGGAGCAGGAUAAAACCGAGUCCAUUCGUCUAUGGAUGGGCAGGGAGACGAGAGUCAUGCACUCUCUAGUCAACUGCGCUAUUGCUAUGAAGGACUACCGCCAAGCAGCCAGGAUACUGUCGACGCUGCAGCAGGCGACGACGGCGGCGGGCGCGCGGCGCGGGCUGUGCAGCGCGCAGUGCCGGCUGUGGCUGCUGGCCGGCCACGUGCGCGCCGCCGCCGCCUGCCUCGACGCCGCGCGGGACGCCAGGCAUCACAUUUGCCCGACUCCUGACGUCCGUGAGUACGUGGAUAUGGGUCUGUUAGACAUAGCCCAUGGGAAGUAUCAAGACGCAUACAAUAACUUCGCCAGAGCCGCGGAUCAGGAACCCACCAACAUUAUGGUCGCAAACAAUCUAUCGGUCUGCCUACUCUACAUGGGGCGGCUAAAAGAAGCGAUAGCUGUUUUACAAAAGGCUAUAAACUCAGACCCUGAAAGAGGAUUAAACGAGAGCCUUUUAAUAAAUCUCUGUACGCUAUAUGAACUAGAAUCCUCAAAAACUAAUGAAAAGAAACUAAAUCUGCUAAGAAUGCUUUGUAAAUAUAAAAGUGAUACUAUACCUAAUGUUUUAGAAUGUUUGAAACUGUAAAUAAAUUAUUAUUGUUGAUAAAAAAGACUUAUUUUGUUUAAUGAAAUAUAAUAUUUGAAAGUCUUCUAACUUUGAUAUGUCAGCGUCAAAAGCCGUCAAAAUAUAUGUGUCAAAGCUGGUACAUAAUGGCAUAGUACGAAUUUAUUUUACGUUACAAGUACGGCGUUCGGCACUCUGAUUGGCCGGCACCAAUGAAGUAACCAAUCACAGCGCCGAACACGUACUCGUUACGAUUACUUUAAACGUAAAACAAACUCGUACUAAGGCCUCUGAUUGAGCCGUUUGAUUUAUUUGUGAUGAUAAACGCCUGAAUACCGAAAAGGUACUAAGUGUAGUUAUGUCACUACAAAUGCUUUAUAAAAUGACAGAGAGGGCAAAAUAUUUAAGUACGACUUAAUUGAGUGGCCUUUCAAUAUUCGUUAUUCGGGUGUAUAUUUCUCAUUGAGGCCAUUAAAUUAUUUAUUUAGCAUGUCCAUUAACAAAUUAAGCUUAUAUUUAUAUUGGCAGCAUGUGUUUACGACAAUGUGAAAAUUGUUAUCUAUAGCAUUAAAAGAGCUGCACAAGAGAUUUCAGUUCGAUUCCAAUUAGAUGUAUAAUAGAAAAUGUCAUGUUUACGAUAAAUAAUUUUAUUAUCUAUUUUGUAUGGAAAUAUGUAUAAAA
Molecule: messenger RNA, 2447 nt
Organism: Spodoptera litura
Lineage: Eukaryota; Metazoa; Arthropoda; Insecta; Lepidoptera; Noctuidae
Product: trafficking protein particle complex subunit 12
Cellular component (GO): TRAPP complex; Golgi apparatus
Molecular function (GO): protein binding
Source: RefSeq, a predicted model, not a curated record